AUGUCUGGUGUGGAUAGAAAAGUCGAAUUGGCUAGAAAGAAAGCCAAACUAGCUGCUCUAAGAGAAGAGAGGCUUAGAAAGGAAGAAAAACACAAUAAAGCCCUUCCUUCUUCAUUUAGUAUACCGACUGUUGAUGCUAUAUCAGUUGAUGGAAUUCUCAGAGAACUGGGUGUUGUCAGUAACAUUGAAACGAAUGGGAGGAUGGAUCAGGACGAACUUGAAAAAUCGGCUAGCUCGGUUGUCUCAACUUCCAUUUCUGACACAGUGGAAAGACGACCCCAGUCAAAAUUAUCUUUGUCGAAGGUUUUUCAGUGCUCCGUAGAUUCGCAAGAACCCAUCACUUAUUCAAAGCAGGUCCAAACCGACCCAGAAAAUCUUCCCAAGGUGAAUUGUAAGCCCCUGUCCACAUAUCACUCACCACUUGUACCAGCUCCCAAUAUAGAAAGGUGGAACGAAGAUGCUUCACGCACGUUUCUCGGAUUGCAGAGUUUUGAAUGGGACGAUGAAAUAGGAGCUAAUCCCUACAACGAAAAUGAUUCACAUCUGUCCGAGGUGACCCAAUUUAUAAGGAACCUUGAACUUAACAAGUCCGUUCGAUUUAACCACCCUGAAACUCCUGUGAAGUCUGCACCACUGCGUGAAUUAACGGAGGAGGAGAAGCAGGCAGCCAUGGAGACAGAAUCAUUUCAUGAAUUCUUUUCCCGCACUUCGCGGAUCAUUCAACGUGCUCUGGAAGAGCCUAAUGACAUCUUUUUCGACUACAGUGGUGCCGAACGAGAGGAGGAUGCACAGGGAAAACAUCAGCUGGUGAAAUACAUCGGCGACUUUUAUGAUAAGACCUACGUAUCGGGUGGGGGACGAGGCUCCGUGGUGGCUUUGGACUGGUCUGCAGUGCACCCAGAGCUCCUCUUAGCCGCCUAUCAAGCCCAGGCUCGCGAGGGCAGUGGCGUUGGUGAUGGCAAUGGAGUUGACGAGGGUGGAAUUGAAUGCUCAUGUUGUUGUAUUUGGAAUUUAAAGUAUCGACAGACGGCCCCUGAGUACGUCUUCACCUACCGAGUUGACAUCACCGCGGCAACACUGACUGAGUUUCAUCCCUCCUUAGUGAUUGGAGGCACGAGGGGUGGACAAAUUGUCUUAUGGGAUAGCAGGGUGAAUCGUCGAACCCCGGUGCAGAUGACGCACCUGGCGGGCGAUGGAGCCGCGCACGUCGAGGCGAUAUGCGGCCUUGUAGUUUCGGGCAGUCGCAACGCCAAUAGCCUCGUUAGCGUCUCCUCUGAGGGCCGCCUCUGCUCCUGGGCCCUCGAUAUGCUCGGUGCACCUAUCCAAACCCUCGAUCUCACACCCUCCGUCAUCAAUUCCACUUCCUCCGGGGGUGUGAAGCGCUCCUCCAAUCCUAUUACACCCACCUGUCUUGCUUUUCUGCCCGGUCUCGAUGCCAGUCGGUUUCUAGUUUGUUCACAGGAUGGCUCGGUGUAUGUUGGCUCCCGUCAUGGAAAGAACGCGGGCUUGACGGCUCAAUUUGAGGGCCACAAGGCGCCAGUGACGGGCGUGUCGGUUUUAGCGAGUGCAGAGGUAGCGGUGAUCGCUGAGGACGUUGCAGUACCCAUGACAAACGGGGGCGAAGGUCCCCUUUUCGUCACCACUGGCAUGGACUGUAGCAUGCGACUUUGGAGCGUCCGUGAGUCGCCCGCCUAUCCUCUGUUGUCCUACGAGGAUCGCAAUGACUACUUUGUUGGUUGUGACGCUUCUCCUAUUCAUCCUGGGCUCUUUGCUACUAUGGAUUUGUCUGGGUGUCUGGACUUUUGGUCCCUCAACUCUGACCAUGAGGUUCCCACGGCGUCCAUCCAAGUAGAGGGGGAUGCACUCUUGAAUCGAUGUCGAUUCCACAAAAAGGGCUUUCACUUGUCUGUCGGUGGUGAUGAUGGUCGAGUACGCCUCUUCGAACUGCACGAGAGUCUGGCAAUGCCAAAAGCAGACGAACAUAUUCAGUUAAACCGUUUGGUAAGAAAGCUUUCAAACUCCGCGGCUGAGGAAUACGAAGUACAGAACCAUGCCUGGUGGCACGGCCACGUCCGCUAA
This is a messenger RNA of Echinococcus granulosus, 2079 nucleotides long. Its product is annotated as Cytoplasmic dynein 1 intermediate chain 2. The coding region runs from base 1 to 2079 and encodes 692 amino acids. Gene Ontology annotation, biological process: transport along microtubule. Gene Ontology annotation, molecular function: dynein heavy chain binding; dynein light chain binding. The record is from RefSeq and is a predicted model, not a curated record. Lineage: Eukaryota; Metazoa; Platyhelminthes; Cestoda; Cyclophyllidea; Taeniidae. Gene Ontology annotation, cellular component: cytoplasmic dynein complex. The transcript has 9 exons.